This is a messenger RNA of Psammomys obesus (fat sand rat), 2121 nucleotides long. RefSeq names its product complement factor I (gene Cfi). Gene Ontology annotation, cellular component: membrane. Gene Ontology annotation, molecular function: serine-type endopeptidase activity; protein binding. The transcript has 15 exons. NCBI's taxonomy places the organism in Eukaryota, Metazoa, Chordata, Mammalia, Rodentia, Muridae. The record is from RefSeq and is a predicted model, not a curated record. Bases 71 to 1939 code for a protein of 622 amino acids. Gene Ontology annotation, biological process: proteolysis.
UUAAAUUUCAGGAGAGUAUCUAACAUGGACAAGAGUCUUUCGUGGAGACCCAGCCCCGCACACCUCCAGCAUGAAGCUCACUCGUCUUAUUCUGCUGUUUUUGUACCUCCACUGGAGCUCUUCUAAGGCUGAUGUACGGCAGAACAAAACAUCCUUGAGAACUACAAGCCAACAGAAACCUCUGGUCAAAACGCGCGCGCCAGCGUCAGCUCCGCUUCAGGAGGAUCUGCUAGAUCAGAAAUGCUUGCUGCAAAAAUACACGCACCGCUCCUGUUACAAAGUCUUCUGCCAGCCGUGGCAGAAAUGUGUCGACGGAACCUGCGUCUGCAAACUCCCUUACCAGUGCCCAAGGAAGGACUCGCCAGUGUGCGCCACGAACGGAAGGGUCUACCCGACGUACUGUCACCAGAAGAGUGCCGAGUGUCUUAACCCGCAGACAAAGUUUUCAAAUAAUGGAACCUGCGCGGAUGAAGGAAAUUUUAAUGUUUCUUUAUGUUGUGGGAGCACAAAUGCAGAGGGAAUUGUUCAGGUCAAACUUGUGGACCGAGAUGAGAAAAUGUUCUUAUGUAGAAAGAGCUGGAGCAUGACCGAAGCCAACGUGGCCUGCUUUGACCUUGGGUUUCAACAGGGUGCUGUUCACAUACGAAGGAGGUUAACUCUACCCAUAAACCUCCAAAUAAAUGCCACAGAAUGCCUGAAUGUACGUUGCCGGGGUGAUGAGACCAGCUUGGCAGAGUGUACCUUUACCAAGAAGAGAACUAACGGUUCCCAGAAUUUAGCGGAUGUCAUGUGUUACACACACGAUACAGAUCCUGCAAUAAAUCGGUCCUUCAAGUGUGUGAACGGGAAGCACAUUGCUCAGGAGAAAGCCUGCAAUGGCGUCAAUGAUUGUGGAGAUCAAAGUGACGAGCUGUGUUGCAAAGGUUGCCGAGGUAAAGCUUUCUUAUGUAAGUCUGGAGUGUGCAUUCCAAACCAGUAUAAGUGCAAUGGUGAGGUGGACUGCAUUACAGGAGAAGAUGAGAGUGGUUGUGAAGAAGCCAGGUGGCCUAAAGUUCAUAAAGGCCCUGCACGGUCAGAUCGAGGAAAUGAAACUGAAGAAAUAGAAAUUUUGACUCCUGAUAUGAGCAUAGAAAGAAAACGGAUGAAGUCCCUAUUACCUAAACUAUCCUGUGGUGUCAAAAGAAACACACACACUCGAAGGAAAAGAGUGAUUGGAGGAAAGCCAGCAGAGGUGGGCGACCACCCAUGGCAGGUGGCAAUUAGGGAUGGCGAAAAAAUCACCUGUGGGGGAAUUUAUAUCGGUGGCUGUUGGGUUCUGACUGCUGCACAUUGUGUCAGACCCAAUAGAUACCGCAACUACCAAGUAUGGACUGCAUUAUUAGACUGGCUGAAACCAAACUUGGAGUUGGCAGUUCAGAGAGUGAGCAGAGUUAUUGUUCAUGAGAACUACAGUGGAACCACCUACCAAAACGACAUAGCUCUGAUUGAAAUGAAAAAGCUUCCGGGCAAGAAAGAGUGUGAGCUCCCUAAUUCUGUCCCUGCAUGUGUCCCAUGGUCUCCAUAUCUAUUCCAACCGAACGACAGGUGCAUCAUCUCUGGAUGGGGUCGAGAGAAAGAUAACCAAAGGGUCUACUCACUUAGGUGGGGUGAAGUUAAGCUAAUGGACAACUGCUCUCAGUUUUACCAGGACCGCUACUAUGACAAAGAAAUGCUGUGUGCAGGUACCAACGACGGGUCCAUCGAUGCCUGCAAAGGAGACUCUGGUGGGCCCCUGGUCUGCAAGGAUGUAAACAACGUGACUUAUGUUUGGGGUGUUGUGAGCUGGGGUGAAAACUGUGGACAACCAGAGUUCCCGGGUGUUUACACCAGAGUGGCCACUUAUUUUGACUGGAUUAGCUAUCACGUGGGAAGAUCCCUUAUUUCUCAACACAACGUCUGAAGCUACGACCUCCUUCCUUCUACACUUACUCUUACGGGAGUCAGUUGAAAUGGAGCUGUGUAAUUUGUUCCUCUCAGAGAUGGCAAGAGGCAAGUCUUACUGGUUAGUUCUGUUUCUUCAGAGUUUAUGCCAUUUUAGAAUUCUGCCAUAUAAUUUCCAAAUAAAUGUUCUGGUCAAUCAUA